AUGGUUCUCAACAGUCCUCGAGUUGUCAAGGGGAAUGUACCACCAAUUCCCUCUGGUACAAGAUCUCCUCUUCCUGUCAGACUCCCCUCUCCUACAUCACGACGUACCACGCUUGAAAUUGAUGGCGUGGAGAAUAACGUCAAAGGUUUUUCGACCCGCGUAAUCAAUGUUCUACUGAACGCCAAGAAACCUGCUACGCGAAGUAUUGUUGGUUCUCUUAAAGGCCCUCUUGAGGAUGCUGUUGAGGAUGAAGAGGAAGAGUGUCUAUCUGAAGAAAAUGACAUUAUCUCCAAAGAAGAUUUUCCUCUUGAGGGAACCUUUUCUGCAGAGUUUGAACCUGGGAAUCUGAGUUGUGAAGAAGUGGAAUACUUUUGUAAUAAAGGUGAUGAAGAGGGCAGCCAAGAAGCAGCGGAUUCUGAUGGGGAUGCACGACUGGAGAAAUCUGGGCCACUUACGCUCGAGACGGAAGACUGGGAUGGGCCAGGAGAGUUGGAGGUGUUUCAGAGGGAUGGAGAACGGAGGAUCCAGAGUCGGCAGCAGCUUCCGGUUGGAACAACAUGGGGACCAUUUGCUGGGAAGAUGGAUUUGAAUAACAACACGUUGAAGACAAAGGCUCCAGUCCCCAUGGUGUUGACUGCUGGCCCCAAGUGGCUACUGGAUGUGACUUGGCAAGGAGUGGAAGACAACAAAAACAAUUGCAUUGUGUACAGCAAAGGAGGCCAGCUUUGGUGUACAACCACGAAAUCCAUUGCCGAGGGGGAAGAGCUAAUUGCCUUUGUUGUGGAUUUCGACUCAAGGCUGCAAGCUGCCACCCAGAUGACUCUAACAGAGGGCAUGUAUCCUGCUCGGUUGCUGGACUCCAUACAGUUGCUCCCUCAACAAGCAGCCAUGGCAUCCAUUUUGCCAACAGCUAUUGUCAACAAGGAUAUAUUCCCCUGCAAAUCGUGCGGCAUUUGGUAUCGGAGUGAGCGGAAUCUGCAGGCUCACCUCAUGUACUACUGCAGUGGGAGGCAACGAGAAGGAUCUCAGCUAUCAGAAGAAAAUGACGAGAAUAUUCAGCAGAUAUCUAGUGUCUGUCCCUUUCCACAGUGCACCAAAAGCUUUUCAAACGCCAGGGCCCUAGAAAUUCAUCUAAACUCUCACAGUGGAGUAAAAAUGGAAGAGUUUCUUCCCUCUGGUGCUAGCCUGAAAUGCACAGUUUGCAGCUACACCGCCGACUCAGUGAUUAACUUCCAUCAGCAUCUGUUCUCACAUCUCACUCAAGCUGCCUUUAGAUGCACCCACUGCCAUUUUGGCUUCCAGACUCAGAGGGAGCUGCUGCAGCACCAAGACCUACAUGUCCCUGGCAACAAGCUGCAGAGAGAAAGCGACACCGAACAUUCGCCAAGUGGUAAUGAAGAGGCUUUGCAGACAGCUACGGAUCCCCUUAACAGAAACGAUGGCUCCCAGGGCCAAAAGCCGAUGCACACAAAGGAUGCAAGUUCUGACACUGAGCUGGACAAAUGUGAAAAAAAGACUCCCCUUUUCCUUCCCAAUCAGAGGCCAGAAACACAAGCUGCCACAACCAAGCAAAGCUUUUCCUACACAAAAAUUAAAUCUGAACCUUCCAGCCCACGGCUUGCCUCUUCCCCAGUCCAGCCUAAUCUGGGCCCCUCUUUCCCCAUGGGACCGUUUCUUUCUCAGUUUGCUUUCCCCCAGGACAUCACAGUGGUUCCUCAGGCUUCUGAGAUCUUAGCCAAAAUGUCUGAGCUGGUUCAUCGACGGCUGAGGCAUGGAAGUAACAGCUACCCCCCUGUCAUUUACAGCCCACUCAUGCCCAAAGGAGCUACCUGCUUUGAGUGCAACAUAACAUUCAACAAUUUGGACAACUACUUAGUACACAAAAAGCAUUACUGCAGCAGCCGAUGGCAACAGAUGGCCAAGUCGCCAGAUUUCGCCAGUGUUUCAGAAAAGCUGCCUGAGGCUCUAAGUCCCAGCAACAGUCAAAAUUCGAUCAGUAUUUUGAAUACUACACCUCAUACUUCAGACUCAGAAAAUCAGCUCCUUCAGGCAUCUUGUAUCAACUCCUCUUCUGUAUUAGACAUGAUUGGGCCAAACAGUAAAGGGCAUGAAAAAGACUUUCCUUCACAGGUGAAGAAGCUGUCAAAUGCUGCCAACAACGAUGAUAAAAUUAAUGGGAAACCUUUGGAUGGCAAGAACCCAACUACUGCUUCGUUAAUAGAAGGCGAAAGUGAUCCCAACAAAACCACAUGCGAAGCUUGCAAUAUUACGUUCAGUAGGCAUGAAACCUAUAUGGUUCAUAAGCAGUAUUACUGUGCAACACGCCACGAUCCUCCACUUAAGAGAUCUGCUUCCAGCAAAGUGCCAGCUAUGCAGAGGACGAUGCGUACACGCAAGCGAAGGAAGAUGUAUGAGAUGUGUCUACCAGAGCAAGAGCAAAGGCCACAGCUCGUUCAACAGAGAUUUCUUGAAGUGGCUAAUCUUGCUAACCCAUGCACAUCUUCGCAAGAGCCCACUGAUACUCUUGGAGAGUGCUACCACCCACGCUGUGAUAUCUUUCCAGGAAUGGUCUCAAAGCAUUUAGAAACAUCACUAUCCAUUAACAAAUGUGUCCCGGCCUCAAAAUGUGAUGCACCGCAUUCGACAGUUUCUUGCUUGGAGAUGGAUGCACCUAUAGACCUCAGCAAAAAAUGCCUGCCCCAGUCUGAUAGGACAUCCACUUCUCCCAAAAGGUUGCUGGACUACCAUGAAUGCACAGUGUGCAAGAUCAGUUUCAACAAGGUAGAGAAUUACCUGGCCCAUAAGCAGAAUUUUUGCCCUGUCACUGUGCACCAGCGUAAUGAAAUGGGAUCGUUGGAUGGCAAGGUAUUUCAAAACCCAGAAAGUGAACGCAACAGCCCUGAGGUCAGCUAUGAACGUAGCAUAAUCAAAUGCGAGAAAAACGGAAACUCAAAACAGUCGUCUCCCAAUGGGAAUUUGUUUUCUACGCACUUAGCAACUCUUCAAGGACUUAAAGUCUUUAGUGAAGCUGCCCAGCUCAUUGCUACAAAAGAAGAAAACAAACACUUGUUUCUCCCACAAUGCCUUUAUCCAGGAGCAAUAAAGAAAGCUAAAGGAGCAGAUCAGCUUUCUCCAUAUUACGGAAUAAAGCCAAGUGAUUACAUUUCUAGUUCCCUUGUUGUCCAUAAUAAUGAUGCAGAUCAAAGUACAAAUGCUGAAAGUGAAUCUUUGAAGAGCCAGACUCCCUCAAAUGGGUGCCCUGUACAGAAGAAGGAGUCUCUGCCACUAUUGCCUAAAAACAGAGGCAUGGUAAUCGUUAAUGGUGGACUAAAACAGGAAGAAAGGCCCACAGCCAAUCCACAGCAAGAGAACAUUUCCCAGAAUCCUCAGCAGCAUGAAGAUGGACACAAAUCUCCAUCUUGGGCCUCUGAUAAUGCUUUAGCUGCCAAUGAAAAUGUCUCUCCAACGAUCCCUGCGGCAGAAGAACAAUUAUCUAGUAUAGCAAAAGGUGUGAAUGGUUCCACUCAGGCUCCUACCAGUGGAAAGUAUUGCCGUCUCUGUGACAUCCAGUUCAACAACCUAUCAAACUUUAUAACUCAUAAGAAGUUUUAUUGCUCAUCACAUGCAGCGGAACAUGUCAAAUGAGAU
Messenger RNA from Gekko japonicus, 3648 nucleotides. RefSeq names its product zinc finger protein, FOG family member 2 (gene ZFPM2). Gene Ontology annotation, biological process: heart development; cell differentiation; negative regulation of transcription by RNA polymerase II. Lineage: Eukaryota; Metazoa; Chordata; Lepidosauria; Squamata; Gekkonidae. The transcript has 8 exons. Gene Ontology annotation, molecular function: RNA polymerase II-specific DNA-binding transcription factor binding. Gene Ontology annotation, cellular component: nucleus. The coding region runs from base 1 to 3645 and encodes 1214 amino acids. The record is from RefSeq and is a predicted model, not a curated record.